Molecule: messenger RNA, 1063 nt
Organism: Struthio camelus australis
Lineage: Eukaryota; Metazoa; Chordata; Aves; Struthioniformes; Struthionidae
Source: RefSeq, a predicted model, not a curated record
AGGGACCAGAGGGGAUGGAGGGACACAGGGACAGGGAGCAGAGGAGAUGGACGGACAGGAUGGAGGAACAUGGGGACAAGACGGGACGGAGGGGACACGGGCUGGAAGGGACACGGGGGGACACAGCCGGGGAUAGGGGGCAGCCGGGCCAGGGGUUCCCACCGGGUGACGCCGUGCCCCAGGAGGACUACUACGUCACCCCCGACCGGCUGUGGAUCCCCCUGCGCUGGGUGGCCCCGGAGCUGCUGGAGGAGACGCGCGGGACCCUCUCCGUGGUGGACCAGAGCAAGGAGAGCAACGUCUGGUCGCUGGGGGUGACGCUCUGGGAGCUGUUCGAGUUCGGCAGCCAGCCCUACCGGCACCUCUCCGACGAGGAGGUCCUGGCCUACGUGGUGCGGGAGCAGCAGAUGACGCUGGCCAAGCCCCGCCUCAAGCUGCCCCACUCCGACUAUUGGUGAGCCUCGCGCCGACUGUAGCCUCCCGGGUGUCCUCCUCCCGUCCCUCCGGCUGUAGGUGCCCAGCUGGGCUUUCACCAUCUCCCUCUCCAGCUGUAGUCUCCUAGUCGCCCUCACUCCAUUCCUCCAGCUGUUUUCCUGGCUCUCCCUUCACCAUCUCUCCCCUGCCAGGGGUAGUUUGUGCUGUCCUUAGUCUGUUCCUCCGGCUGUAGCCUUCCAGCCAUCCUUGCCUCAUCCCUCCAACUGUAGCCUCGCAGCUCUCCCUCCAUCCCUCUGGCUGUAGCCUCCUGGGCCAUCCCACCACCAUCUCUCCAGGUGUAGCCUCCCGGCCAUCCCUCCCAUCUCCAUCUCUCCAGCUGUAACCUCGCAGCUGUUCCUCCAUCUCUCCAGUUGUAGUCUCCUGCCUGUUCCUCCACCUCUCCAGCUGUAGCCUCCUGGCCAUCUCCCCAUCUCUCUGGCUGUAGCCUCCUGCCCAUUCCUCCACCUCUCCGGCUGUAGCCUCCUGGCCAUCCCUCCAUCUCUCUGGCUGUAGUCUUCCAGCCAUUCUCCCAUCUCUCUGGCUGUAGUCUCCCGGCUGUCCCUCCAUCUCUCUGGCUGUAGUCUCCCGG